This is a messenger RNA of Cylicostephanus goldi, 323 nucleotides long. The record is from the annotation of a GenBank genome assembly. Lineage: Eukaryota; Metazoa; Nematoda; Chromadorea; Rhabditida; Strongylidae.
AUGGACUUCAGCUAUUCAGAAUGUCUUCCAUAUCGAGUAUCACGAAGUGUACAAGAGAUAUGCAUUCGACAUCUUCUCGGCAUCAAUGUGCUCCUACGCCUUCGAUACGUUAUGCAGGAGUAUCAGCUUGCCACCAUGUUGAGUUUGACAAGGGUCAACGCCCUGAGACCCUCCGUCUUGACAUUGGCUAUAAGAAAACAGUCCACUCAGAAUGUCUUCGCAGUCAUUAUGGGUGGAGGAGUGGCCGGUAGUUCUGUAGCUUAUCACUUGACUAAAAGAAAUAUCAAAGACGUGAUACUGCUUGAGAAAGAAGGUCAGUAACA